GGAGAGGCCGCGCGUGCGCCCGGACCCGGACCCGGACCCGAACCCGAACCCGAGGCUCGCCGGCUUCCGUUCGCUGCGGGCCCGGUGGUGGCAAGGAGGAGGGAGAAAAGUUCUUCUCCUGAACCUCUGAGGAUAGGACACACAGCAACCGGCUUAAGCAGGAGUGUGUGUUGGUGACUCUGCCACUGAAGUUGCCUCCAUGGAUCCUGCUGCUGUCUCACCCAGCAGCAGCUGCUCCAGUGCCUGGCUCCUUGUGCUGCUGGGGGCGCUGGGGACAGCUCUGCUUGGGGCAGCUCACAAACUGGGGCUGAUCUACCAGCUUUGGCAUAAGACAGAGCCAAAGAGUACCCGGCACGGAGGAGAACUUGUUGCAGAGGUCCUGAAGGCCCAUGGGGUGCGCUACUUGUUCACACUGGUAGGAGGCCACAUCUCGCCCAUCCUGGUGGCCAGCGAGAAGCUGGGCAUCCGCGUGGUGGACACAAGACACGAGGCCACAGCUGUGUUUGCUGCCGACGCAGUCGCCAGGCUCUCAGGGACAGUCGGAGUCGCCGCAGUAACAGCGGGACCUGGGGUAACCAACACUGUGACAGCUGUAAAGAAUGCCCAGAUGGCCGAAUCCCCGGUGCUGCUGAUCGGCGGGGCAGCUGCUACACUGCAGAAGGGCCGGGGCGCUCUCCAGGACAUUGACCAGCUGUGCCUCUUCAAGCCACUCUGCAAGUUCUGUGCGUCGGUGAGGACUGUGCGGGACAUCGUCCCCACGCUGAGAAGAGCCAUUGCAGCAGCACAGUCCGGCACCCCAGGCCCUGUGUUUGUGGAGUUCCCGAUCAAUGUACUCUACCCAUACCACUUGGUGGAGAAGGAGCUCGGCUUCAAAGAGACCCCUAGGGGGCCUCUAGGUGGAGUCCUCAACUGGUACCUAUGCAACCACCUCAGGAACCUGUAUGCAGGGGCCUGGGAGACAAGGGACUUCUCCCCCCUUCCCGUGCAGGUGCCACAGGCCACAGCAGAGCAGGUGCAGCAGUGUGUGGAGCUGGUCAGCCGUGCCAAGAAGCCUGUCAUGCUCCUGGGCAGCCAGGUGACCCUGCCCCCAACGCCUGUGGAGAAGCUCAGGGAAGCCCUGGAGGCCCUCGGCAUCCCUUGCUUCCUGGGUGGGAUGGCCAGGGGCAUGCUGGGAAGGGACAGCCCACUACAUAUCCGUCAAAACCGCCGAGAAGUGCUGAAGGAGGCUGACCUGGUCAUUCUGGCAGGCACGGUGUGUGAUUUCCGUUUGUCCUAUGGCCGCGUGCUGAGCCGGCGCAGCACAAUCAUUGCUGUCAACCGGGACCGUGCCCUGAUGCUGUGCAAUUCGGACAUCUUCUGGAAGCCCCGCAUGGCCAUCCAAGGAGACGCUGGCUCCUUCCUCCUGAGCCUUUCCCAAGGCCUCAAGAGUUACUCACCACCUCAGGACUGGGCAACGAGUCUGAAGGAUGGCGACCAAAGGAAGGAGAAAGCAAACCGAGAGAAGUCAGAAGAGCCCACGGAGCAGCACCUGAACCCACUCAAGCUCCUACACCAUGUGGACAACUUGCUGCCUGAGAACAGCCUGCUGGUCGCAGAUGGGGGUGACUUUGUGGGGAGCGCUGCCUACAUUGUGCGGCCCCGUGGGCCCCUGCGCUGGCUGGAUCCGGGAGCUUUCGGGACACUGGGUGUCGGGGGAGGAUUUGCUCUCGGAGCCAAACUCUGCCGGCCGGAUUCUGAGGUCUGGAUCCUCUACGGAGACGGCGCCCUCGGCUACAGCAUCAUGGAGUUUGACACCUUCGUCCGUCACAAGACGCCUGUCAUUGCACUGGUGGGGAAUGACGCCUGCUGGAGUCAGAUCUCCCGUGAGCAGGUCCCCUUGCUGGGCAGUAACGUGGCCUGCGGCCUGGCCUAUGUGGAUUACCACCUGGUGGCGGAAGGCUUAGGAGGGAAAGGUUUCCUACUCUGCCGCCAGGACGAGACCUUCAUGGACAACAUCAUCCUGGGGGCACAGGAGGCCUGCAGGCAGGGACACCCCACCCUGAUCAACGCCCUGAUCGGCAGAACCAGCUUCCGGGAGGGCUCCAUCUCUGUGUAGGGCUGGGGCCAGUCCCGGCAGCGCUCCCUGCCCAUGCCAUGGUGCAGCAGCCUGCCUUGGGCCCCCUACAGACACCAGCACAGUACCCCUUUCGGUGUUUAGUUCAUCAUCCUCCUUGUUCUGGCCCCAGAGCUGCUGCAGACUGACACAGCCAUCCCUACCAGGGACUGGGGUCCUAACCAAAGCCCAAGCCCCUCAACCGGAAACUGGUGCCAGGACGCUGGCUAGGAGGGAUCAACAGGGCAGCAGGGACAAGGAAGCUUCUCUCAGUUCAGCACUGGGCAGGUGCCUAUUUCUGUGGGGGAUGGGCAUUGUGCUUUGGCAAGCUCCUGCCAGUAGUGAGAGCAGCUGCAGGGAUCUUGUUCUGGUGACAGCAGGGGGUUUUGCUUUCCAACUGGGCAGUGGGGCUGAAUUUGAGGUCCUGGGCGCUGAGGGGUGCGGGUGGGGCAGCUUGUUGCCCAGCUCUGCAAGCCAGGGUCGUUGGCUGGUGACUCUCUCUGGGGCAGGAGCCUGGCCUAGGCCUAACGUUUGGACGAAGUGGCGCUGCUGAGCCCUGCUGUGAGUCUUGGUUGAGGGAAAGCUGGCGGGAUUCGCUCCAGAUCCACCAGGGCUGUGAUUUCCCCCAAAACCCUACGAUGCACUACCAGGGCAUCUCCCUGGCUGACCAGCCCAGGGACCCUGCUGCCCCAGAGCCCCAUCACGCAGAAAUACAUUUCCUGAACAGCUCUGGGCAAGGCCCGUCACCAUCAUGCUCUCCAGCCCCAUAGUCAGGACCAUGAGCUGCCAUUGCACUGCCACUUCCCUGCCAGCCUCCAGCUGCUGCCACACCUAGGAGCCUAGGGAGGGCCUGCAUGUUCAAAGGGCACAGGCAGGGCCAUGCGUGCUGCUGCUCCCAGCCCCAGGUGCCAAGCUCUCCAUUACCGUAGUCUGAGGUGGUGUGGUCAGGCAGGGGGGGUGGUACUCGGUUAACGGGGAUGUUAACAGAGCGGUUCCCUCUCUCUCUCCAAGCACACGCACUCCACCCACAGGAGUUAUUCCCCCAACAAUAAAGAGAAUGAUGGCACCAGGCAAAGUGUGGCUCUAUAGCUGCUCUGUGGGAAGGGCGCCACCUAAUGGUUAACACGGGGGGUUGACAGGAUUGGUGGCCUAGAGCAGGGGUGGGUAAACUUUUUGGCCUGAGGGCAACAUCGGGGUUCUGAAACUGUAUGGAGAGCUGGGUGUAGUGUAUUAAAUUGCUCCCCCUAGGAAUUGGCUACUUACGGUGUACUACUUACAGCUGCAAGUCCUGGUGCUCUUAACACACUACACCCUGCAGUUCUCACAGCCGCACUGCCCAGCAUGAGCUCACAGCCCCGCCACCCAGAGCACUGGUGGCACGGCGAGCUGAGGCUGCAGGGGAGGGGGCUAUCCGGGAGUUCAAGGGCCCGGCAGGACGGUCCCCCGGGCCAUAGUCCGCCUACCUCUGGCAUAGAGGAUAAAUGGGAAGCUGUAGAUGUGAUGUGUCUUGAUUUUAGUCAGUCUUUUGACACUGUCCCACAUAGCAGUCUCAUACAAAAACUGGGGAAAUGUCAUCUAGCUGAACUUACUGUAAGUUGGGUGCACAACUGACUGAAAGACAGUACCUCAAAGAGUAGUUAUCAAUGGUUUGCUGUUAAACUGGGAGGGCAUUGUUAGUAGGGUCCUGCAGGGUCCGUCCUGGGUGUGGUACUGUUCAGUAUUUCAGAGUAGCAGCCGUGUUAGUCUGUAUCCGUAAAAAGAAAAGGAGUACUUGUGGUACCUUAGAGACUAACAAAAUUAGAGGAUAAGCUUUCGUGAGCUACAAGUGAGCUGUAGCGCAAGAAAGCUUAUGCUCUAAUAAAUUUGUUAGUCUCUAAGGUGCCACAAGUACUCCUUUUCUUUAUUCAGUAUUUGACUUGGAUAAUAGAGAGGAGUGCUAUCUUAUAAAAUUUGCAGCUGACACCAAGCUGGAAGGGGUUGCAAGCAUGUUGCAGGACAGGAUUAGAAUUCAAAACAAUUUGGAGAAUUGGUCUGAAAUUAGCAAAAUGAAAUUAAAUAAAGACCAGUGCCAAGUAGUUCAUUUAGGAAGGAAAAAUCAAAUACAAACCUACAAAAUGGGGACUGACUAAGUGGUAAUACUGCUUCAAAGGACCCAGGGGGUUAUAGUGGAUCACAAACUGAAUAUGAGCCAACAGUGUGGUGCAGCUGUGAAAAAGUCUAAUAUCAUUCUGAGGUGUAAGAAGAGGAAUGUCAUGUGUAAGACAUGGGAGGUAAUUGUCCUGCUCUACUAAGCACUGGUGAGGCCUCAGCUGGAGUACUGUGUGCAAUUUCAGGCUGCCACAUGUUAGGAAAGGUGGACAAACUGGAGAGAGUCCAGAGGUGAGCAAAAGAUGAUAAAAGGUUCAGAAAACCGGACCUGUGAGGAAAUGUUAAAAAACUGGGCAUGUUGAGUCUUGGGAAAAGAAGACUGAGGAGGAACCUGUUACCAGUCUUCAAAUGUGCUAAGAGCUCUUUUAAAAAUGUCUGUGAUCAAUGGUUCUCCGUGGCCAUUGAAGGCAGGAGAAGUAGUAAUGGGCUUAAUCUGCACCAAGGGAGCUUGAGGUUAGAUGUUAGAACAUUAGAACGGCCAUACUGGGUCAGACCAAAGGUCCAUCUAGCCCAGUAUCCUGUCUUCUGACGGUGGCCAAUGCCAGGUGUCCCAGAGGGAAUGAACAGAAGAGGUAAUCAAGUGAUCCAUUCCCUCUCGCUUAUUUCCAGCUUCUGGCAAACACCAUCCCUGUCCAUCCUGGCUAAUAGCAAUUGAUGGACCUGUCUUCCAUGAACUUACCUUGUUCUUUUUUGAACCCUGUUAUAGUCUUGGCCUUCACAACAUCCUCUGGCAAAGAGUUCCAGAGGUUGUGUGAAGAAAUACUUCCUUUUGUUUGUUUUAAACCUGCUAUUAAUUUCAUUUGGUGACCCCUAGUUCUUGUGUUAUGAGAAGAAGUAAAUAACACUUCCUUAUUUACUUUGUCCACACCAGUCAUGAUUUUAUAGACCUCAAUCAUAUUCCCCCAAGCUGAAAAGUCCCAGUCUUAUUAAUCUCCCCCCAUACGGAAGCCGUUCCAUACCCCAAUCAUUUUUGUUGCACUUUUCUGAACCUUUUCCAGUUCCAAUAUAUCUUGUUUGAGAUGCGGCGACCACAUCUGCACACAGUAUUCAAGAUGUGAGCAUACCAUGGAUUUAUAUAGAGGCAAUAUGAUAUUUUCUGUCUUAUUAUCUAUCCCUUUCGUAAUGAUUCUCAAC
Molecule: messenger RNA, 5374 nt
Organism: Caretta caretta (loggerhead turtle)
Lineage: Eukaryota; Metazoa; Chordata; Testudines; Cheloniidae
Gene: HACL2
Product: 2-hydroxyacyl-CoA lyase 2
Biological process (GO): L-valine biosynthetic process
Cellular component (GO): acetolactate synthase complex
Molecular function (GO): magnesium ion binding; flavin adenine dinucleotide binding; thiamine pyrophosphate binding
Source: RefSeq, a predicted model, not a curated record